GUGUGGAUGGGAUCCCGCCGCCGGCCCAGAAUGCUUUGCUGUACGAGACGGUGACGGUGGUGGAAGGGAAGCCGAUCCUGAGAGACAUGGUGUUCAGUCCGGACCACCAGUACAUCUACCUGCUGAGUGACAGACAGGUGAGCAGACUUCCGGUGGAGAGCUGUGAGCAGUACAGCAGCUGUUCAGACUGUCUGGGAUCAGGAGACCCUCACUGCGGCUGGUGUGUCCUCUUCAACAAGUGCUCCAGACAGGAAGCAUGUGACAAGUGGGAGGAGCCUCAGCACUUCAACACCCGCCUGGACCAGUGUGUCGACAUCACUGUUACCCCUAGCAACAUGUCUGUCACCUCCCCGGCAACACAGUUAACUAUUCGAGUGCAGAACGUGCCGGCGCUGUCGGGGGGCGUGUCCUGUGUGUUCGAGAACCUGAGUGAAACCCCCGGAGAGGUCGCGGCUAAAGGUCAGGUGAUGUGUAUGUCACCGUCGCUCCGAGACCUGCCGACACACACGCACGCCUACGGAGAGAAGCGAGACGUCCUGCUCAGUCUGCGCUCCACAGAGACGGGACACCAGUUCAUCUCCACCAACUUCAUCUACUACAACUGCUCUGUGCUCAACUCGUGCACUUCCUGUGUCAGCAGCGUGUUUCCGUGUCAUUGGUGUAAAUAUCGUCACGUCUGCACCAACAACCUGCAGGACUGCUCCUUCCAGGAGGGACGAGUCAGCAGCAUGGAGGGCUGUCCUCAGAUCCUGCCCACCUCCGACAUCCUGGUCCCGGCCGGGAUGGUUCGUCCGAUAACGUUGCGAGCUCGUAACCUCCCUCAGCCGCAGUCGGGUCAGAAGAACUACGAGUGUGUGUUCAACAUCCAGGGCAAAGUUCAACGCAUCCCCGCCGUCCGCUUCAACUCCUCCUGCAUCCAGUGUCAGAACACCUCGUAUUGGUAUGAAGGGGAUGAGGCCGGUGAUCUCCCAGUGGAUUUCUCUAUUGUCUGGGAUGGAGAUUUCUUCAUCGACAAACCUAUGUCUAUGAAAGCGUUGCUGUAUAAGUGCGAGGCUCAGCGCUCCAGCUGCGGUCAGUGUCUCAAAGCUCCGCCUACCUUUGAAUGCGGUUGGUGCACAGAAACCAGGAAGUGCCUCCUGCGGCAGCACUGCCCCUCACCUGAACAGAACUGGAUGCACCACGGACGACACAACCUGCGCUGCAGCCACCCGCGCAUCACCAAGAUCGAUCCUCUGACGGGACCUCGGGAGGGGGGGACGCGGGUGACGAUCGAGGGGGAGAACCUGGGUCUGCAGGUGAAGGAGAUCGCUCAUGUUCAGGUGGCCGGAGUCCGCUGUAACCCCGUCCCGUCGCAGUACAUCAGCGCCGAGAGGAUUGUGUGUGACAUGGCCGAAGCUCUCCUCCCUCAUUCUCCCGGUGGACCCGUUGAGCUCUGCAUCGGCGUCUGCAGCGCCGAGUAUCGAACCCUCUCCACGCAGACCUACUCCUUCGUGAGCCCCAGUUUCAGUCGCGUUCGUCCAGAGAAGGGGCCUGUUUCCGGGGGAACCAGACUGACGGUGACGGGUCGACACCUGGACGCCGGCAGCAGCGUCACCGUCUACAUCGACAAGGACGAGUGUCUGUUUGUCAAACGGACCAAUAGGGAAAUAAUCUGCAUAACUCCCGCCUCCCUGUCCGGCGCUGGCCCCGCCCCCAUCCGGCUGAUGAUUGACAGGGCCGAGGUGACGAGCUCGGAGACCAAAUACAUCUACACCGAGGACCCGACCAUCAGCAGCAUCGAACCGAACUGGACCAUCCUCAAUGGCAGUACAGUGAUCACGGUAACGGGAACCAACCUGCUGACCAUCCAGGAGCCCAAAGUCCGAGCCAAGUACGGAGGAGUGGAGACCAACAAUUUCUGCACCGUCGUCAACGACAGCACCAUGACCUGUUUGGCUCCAGGUCUGAUGUACAGUAAACCCAACCCACCAGAGGGGGCGCUGCGCCCCGACGAGUUCGGCUUCAUCUUCGACCAGGUCUCCUCCCUGCUGGUCCUGAACUCCACCCCCUUCACUCACUACCCCAACCCGACCUUUGACCCCCUGGGCAACUCAGGGAUCCUGGAGGUCAAACCGGGGUCACCCAUCAUCCUCAAGGGUAAGAACCUGAUCCCGCCCGCCCCUGGCAACAACCGCCUGAACUACACGGUUCUGAUCGGAGAGUCUCCGUGCCUGUUGACCGUGUCAGAGAACCAGCUGCUCUGUGAUUCGCCAGAUCUCACCGGAGAGCAGCGAGUGCUGAUCCUGGUCGGCGGUCUGGAGUACUCCCCGGGUACGCUCCAUAUCUACUCCGACAGCGCCCUGACGCUGCCCGCCAUCAUCGGUAUCGGUGCGGGUGGCGGCGUGCUGCUCAUCGCCAUCAUCGCCGUGCUGAUCGCCUACAAGAGGAAGACACGCGACGCCGACCGGACGCUGAAACGCCUCCAGCUGCAGAUGGACAACCUGGAGAGCCGGGUGGCGCUAGAGUGCAAAGAGGCGUUCGCAGAGCUGCAGACAGACAUCCAGGAACUGACCAACGACAUGGACGGAGUGAAGAUUCCCUUCCUGGAGUAUCGAACGUACACCAUGAGAGUCAUGUUCCCUGGAAUAGAAGAACACCCCGUCCUCAAAGAGCUGGAUUCUCCUGCUAACGUAGAGAAAGCUUUGCGUCUGUUCAGUCAGCUGCUGAACAACAAAAUGUUCCUGCUGACCUUCAUCCACACGCUGGAGGCUCAGAGGUCGUUUUCCAUGAGAGACCGAGGGAACGUCGCCUCGCUGCUGAUGGCCGCUCUGCAGGGUCGUAUGGAAUAUGCUACUGUGGUGCUCAAACAGCUGCUGGCUGAUCUGAUCGAGAAGAACCUGGAGAACAGGAACCAUCCCAAACUGCUGCUGAGGAGGACGGAGUCUGUAGCUGAGAAGAUGCUGACGAACUGGUUCACCUUCCUGCUGCAUCGUUUCCUCAAGGAGUGUGCAGGCGAGCCGCUCUUCAUGCUGUAUUGUGCCAUAAAGCAGCAGAUGGAGAAAGGGCCGAUCGACGCCAUCACCGGCGAGGCUCGCUACUCUCUGAGUGAAGACAAACUCAUCAGACAGCAGAUCGACUACAAACAGCUGACGCUGAUGUGCAUCCCUCCGGAGGGCGAGGCGGGGACGGAGGUGCCGGUGAAGGUGUUGAACUGUGACACGGUGACUCAGGUCAAAGACAAACUGCUGGACGCCGUUUACAAAGGGAUCCCGUUCUCCCAGAGACCUCAGGCCGACGACAUGGACCUCGAGUGGCGUCAGGGUCGACUGACCAGGAUCAUCCUGCAGGACGAAGACGUGACCACCAAGAUAGAGAGCGACUGGAAGAGACUGAACACGCUGGCGCACUACCAGGUAACAGACGGCUCUUUGGUGGCGCUGGUCCAGAAGCAGGUUUCUGCCUACAACAUCGCCAACUCCUUCACCUUCACCAGAUCGCUGAGCAGAUACGAGUCGUUACUUCGAACGUCCAGCAGUCCUGACAGCCUGAGAUCCAGAGCUCCAAUGAUCACACCCGACCAGGAGACAGGAACUAAACUGUGGCACCUGGUGAAGAAUCACGAGCACAGCGACCAGAGAGAAGGAGACAGAGGCAGCAAGAUGGUUUCUGAAAUCUACCUGACGAGACUGCUGGCUACCAAGGGAACGCUGCAGAAGUUUGUGGACGACCUGUUUGAGACGGUGUUUAGCACCGCCCACCGUGGCUCCGCACUCCCAUUGGCUAUCAAAUACAUGUUUGACUUCCUGGAUGAGCAGGCCGACAAAAGGCAGAUCAGCGACCCGGACGUCCGACACACCUGGAAGAGCAACUGCCUCCCUCUCAGGUUCUGGGUUAACGUCAUAAAGAAUCCUCAGUUUGUGUUCGACAUCCACAAGAGCAGCAUCACUGACGCCUGUCUGUCGGUCGUCGCUCAGACCUUCAUGGACUCCUGCUCGACGUCCGAACACCGGCUCGGAAAAGACUCUCCGUCCAACAAGCUGCUCUAUGCUAAAGACAUCCCCAACUACAAGAGCUGGGUGGAGAGGUACUACAGGGAUAUUGCAAAGAUGCCCAGCAUCAGUGAUCAGGACAUGGACGCCUACCUGGUGGAACAGUCCCGUCUCCAUGGCAACGAGUUUAACACACUGAGUGCACUCAGUGAGCUCUACUUCUAUAUCAACAAGUACAAGGAAGAGAUCCUCACGGCGUUGGACCGGGACGGGUACUGUCGCAAACACAAACUGAGGCACAAACUGGAGCAAGCCAUCAACCUGAUGUCUGGAAGCAGCUGAGAGGAGGAGCAGAACGGAUGGACUGAUGGACUGAUAGAUGGAUGGGGGGGAUGGGAAGAAGAAUGGGGGAGGGGGAAGUGAGGGCAUUUUGUUUUUCUGAACUGUUGAACAGUCAGCCGAACUGCUCCGUGUUGGACCGAACUGACAGCCACAGCUCCGGCCCUUUAGCAAUCAAUCUAUCAGUCAUUUAUUUGUCAAUUGAUUGAUUGAUUGACUUGAAGACUGACUAACCGGCUGGCUGGGACCCCAACUACCUCCGUUUGGUGGGUUUUGGGGCAGAAAAUCAGUUUCCAAACCGAUUUGGAUACAUUUACAACGUGACUUCAAACUGGAAAGGAGUCAUUUUGGGGCAAAAAACAAACCUUCUCGAUGCAUCUGUCGGUUUGGAUUUGGAUUUAAAUUCACUAAGCAGGGAUCAAAACGAGGGGGACAUGGCUGUGGAAAGAUCUGGAAACUAGGCUUUGUGUUAGAAGACUGAGUCAGGUUUCACCAAACAAUAGAUGUUGCGUGAGGACUAAUCAACCUGACCUCAGGAUUCUCAGCCUGGUUUGGAUCUUACUAGACGCUAGGUUGAAGAGCUAAAGGUCAAGUCAAGUGUUUGUCAAAGCGACAGACUUCACCUGGAAAUGCUUCUUCUGGUCUAAAGGAUCAAGAACUUUAGCUGAUGAUCAGGUGGUCACGUUAAAAUCACAACCAGAUGUGACCUUACCUUAAAAGCCUCAUUUUAGUCUGGAUGAAUCUGGGCUUAAUAUCAAAAGGUCACGUCAAGGCUUAGGGAAGAAGUUUGAAGCCUCUUCAAUGAUGUCGUCACUUUGGACUGUUUGUCCUCCUCUUGAAAUUUUUUGCCUUGUCUGGAAGGGUGCGGAUUCACCAUCGGAAGUUCAGGUCAAGAUUUAAAGAAGGAAGCGUCAAAGUCCUCGUUUGGAAUAUCUGACCCAAACUUGAACUUGUUUGCAAAUGAUUCAGAAGGUUUAAAGCUUUAACGAAGGAGAAGGAAGCAAAUAAACUGAUGCCCAAAUAAACGGACAACUUAAUUUGACCUUGAAAUCAGUCCUCAGUCUGGAAAGAUGUUGAAUUCAUCCUCGGAAGAAAGGAAGGAAGGAAAAAAAGAAGUGAUUCUUUGAGACAAUUUGACUUGACCUUGGACUGUUCAGCUAAGCCUCGUCUUGAUCUAGAAGUUUCUAAGUUGCUGUUGAAAUAACCACUCGAUGUUUUUCUCUGGACAAUCACUCUCUACCACAGCACACUGAGCCCGAUGCCUACCGACCGACCAGUACCUGUGUCCAUGAACCUGUCCUCUCGUCCCUCCAUCCUCUUUUCCUUUCCUUCCAUCCUCAACUCAUCAGAAUUUCACCUCCUACGUCUUUACCCGUUCCUUCAUUUCAUCUCCUCCUCUAUCCUCCCCUUUCCCUUCAAUCCUCCCUUAUUUCCUCUUAAGCCCCAUUUUUUUUCUCCCCUUCCCCCUCCACCCUGCUCUGUCAUUGGUCAGUCAUGCUGGCCGCUGGCCCUCCUAUUGGCCAGGAAGACUCUUUAGUAAUGUACUGCCCGACCAAUCAAGACUGUGGAAUUCGCCAGAAUUGUGAAUAAUUAAGUAGAAAUUAAUAGAAACGAAUACAGAAUUACGUUUUGAAUACAUUCCAGCACAGGCACACAGACAAGGUCUGUAAAUAAGCAGGUUGACUGGCAAUUUGUUGCGGAAGUUUAAGGAACUUCUGAAAGUGGACUGACCGGCAUUUUUCAGGACCAGACAAACCCGGAAUCGGGUUCUGGAUUCAGCACCAGUCGGUAAACUCUGGUUGGUGCAGAUGGCUUUAUCGUCGGACCUUGCACAUACACCCACAUACAGCCAUGCUUUACAGCGCCAUGCUAACCGUGCCCAGGGGAAAAUACUGUGCAGAGCUACAAGCCCAGUGCCAUGUAAAGACCGGACCGGAUCACGUCAGAACUGGACCGGCCUUGGACCAAACCCGGAUCAAAAACAACCCGGAAUGGAUUUUAACCGGACCGGACUCAAGAACUCUUAAGACUUGUGGCCAUAAUUGUAAACAACAAAAAAAGAAAGAUAAUAAUAAUAAUGAUGAUAAAGUAUAAAAGUUAAAAAAGAAUACAAAAAGAAAGUAAAAAAAAGAAAUAUUGAAAUGUUAACAUGUAAUAAGAACUUUGUGGAUUUGACAGUAUGGAUUUUAAGGAGCUGAACUUGUAUAAAGCUGAACGUUAUGCUACAUCAGAGUCUGGAGAAAGAGAGGGAGCCAGGAACCGGAGUGACGGUUCAGACUGAGACUAAACCAACACCAUCCUCACACCGUCACACCAGACCGGACUGAACUGGAUCGAACCGGAUUUAACCGGACUGAAUGAGUCUGUUCUGGUUCAAACCUGAACGAGCUGAAUGUCAGCUCUGUAUGUCGAGGAGGGAGGAAAAACAAACGGGAUGUUGAAGAGAAGAGGACUGAAGUGUGUUGGAGGAGGUUUGGGGGGUGUUUUGGGGGGAUUAGUUGUUGCAUGUCUAGCUAUGGAUGGAGCUUUGUUUUUAUGAGCUUUUGUUGUGCUCUCGCUCCAUCUUAAAGAUGAAUGAGUGUGCUUUCACUCUGCCAGUUCAGUCUGAAUCCUGCAGCUAACAACUGGGUGCACAUUUCUAAUACUGAACCACCUGGAUGGUCCAACCUGCCGACAUCUGUACCUGAGUUCAGACCAACUGUAAGUCAAGUCAAGACGCUGAGCUGGUGUGAAAACGCUCUAAUUCUCUAUAUAAAUGAUGGCUAAAUGCAGGACUUGUUAACAUGGCAACGCUGCACACCUCACUCCCCCACACACCUUUAUUCUGUGGUAGAACAUUUUCACUUUUCACAACUGCACAUAUAUAUAUAUAAAAUACGUUUAUGUGUAACAUUGUCGAAAUUUGAUCUUUUGAAAACAGUUUCUGCUGAUCACGUUAGCACGAUUGGUCGCCAUAAGUGGGAUCGACUGCGCAAUGAUAACAUUACUAAACUGUGAUCGAUUAUCUGUCUGCAGGUUGAAUUUCAUCCAGAUAAAGUGAAACCAAUGGCUGCCUGUAAGGAAGGAAAUCUUAAAACUGAUGGAUGAUUUUUACGUUCGGCAGAAAUAUUUCAUUGGGGAUCACAUGGUAGAAAAAAAAUAAUGGAUGUGAAAAAUCUGUGCACAAGUUGGCAAACCGUGCAAGAUUGAAGUUAUUCAGGUAAACGGCAAUAACAGAAUAAACACGUGUCCAAACCUGAUUGUUUGAGUUAUCACAGACUGCAGUGUCACUAUAUUGUUAACACAGAAACUCUAAAACUAAUUUCAAGGCAGCAGCAGUUUAAAAAUUAGAAUCUGUUGGAAACUUAAUCUUUAAAACGUUAGUUUAACAAUCAGUGGGCACGAUUUGCUAAUUAGUACGUCCAGAUUUACAUAUCUGCUAUCAUAUGACGUCAGUGGAAAAUAGAAACUAAAAGACACUUUGAGAUCUUUGAGGUGAUGGAGAAAGAAAGGUGUGUCGUCUGAAAAUGUUCUACCACAGCUGAAGCGUCUCUCUGCUGGCUCUCUGCAAUGCCAUAAAGCUACAAAGCACCUUUUUUUCUUUCUUGCUGUUGUUUCACUGUCGUUUAAAUCUUUGGGGCCAAAAGGACCCGAGUGAGGAGGAAGAGGAGGAGGAGGAGGAGGGAGAGAGGGUCCUGAUAUAAGACUGCCUUUUAGAUGAUUAAUUAUAGAACAGGGAGGGAAGCCACUACCAUACCAAUACCACUGUUCAUCCAGCCUGCGUGUGUGUGUGUGUGUGUGUGUGUGUGUGUGUGUGUGUGUGUGUGUGUGUGUGUGUGUGUGUGUGUGUGUGUGUGUGUGUUUUCCUGCUGCUGCAGUGGAAACUCAACCGUUAAAUCACUGAUCGUAUCUGCAGCUCAAUUAAAAAUCUUUUUCUUUAACAGUCGCUCCGUUUAAAAUCGCACGAUCGGUAUCUUCAAUCGACGCGUUUGAAAUCUCGGAUCGGAUCUCGUUUUUAGAAAAAAAAAAUUAAAAAUCUCAGAUCGCUUUUUAAACUCGAAGUCGACAGACGUGAUAAAUCGAGGAAAAAAUUCAGCGCGUCGUCUUUAAUUGUGUUCCUUGUCGCCAUUUUGAUUGGGAUUUACCUUUUUUUGUCGGAGUGAUGAAAUGGGAGUUUAGAGGAGUUCCUGUCAGCAUGCAGAGGAGGAGGAGGAAGAGGAGGAGGAAGAGGAGGUGAUUGUUUCUGCAUGCAAAGAGGAGGAGCAAUGAGCGGAUGCUGAGGGGAGACUGUAAAGGAGGGAAUCGCCUCUGCAUGCUGAAAAAUGAGGAGAAAUGACUGUUGGAUUGUGAGAGAGAGGAGGAUGUAGAGGAGGUUCUCUCGUACAGAAAAGGUGAAGAAGAGUAAAACCUGGUGUUCUUCAAAUACAGAGCAGAGAAAAAAAAAAUGUUAGAAAAGAACACAGGAGGGAGCAGGAUGAAAAGAGGAGGUCAGAUUCUCUUUUUGCAUGCUAAAGUGUGAGGAAGAAGGGAGAGGAGGAGGAGGAAGGAGACGCUGUUAGAAUACUGAGAGCAGGAGUGGAAGAGGAGAGAGGGAGAAUACUGAUCAGGGAGAAAGAGACGGAGGCAACGUCAUUCAUCAAACCGGCCGAGGAAGGAAAGGUCUCUGAGACGAGGAGAAAACCGCGAGUACAGAACGAAACCGAACGUUUCACUCAGCGUCUCGUAAUAUUCAUUACAGGAAGGAAAUGUUCUCAUACAGUGGAGAAGAAGUAACAGAAGAGCAUCAGACUUCCAUCAAAAAAAUACCGACACACUCGUAACGUUGUUCCCAGUUCGUCUCUAAUCGGUUUUAAUCAGUAGACGCUACAGAAGAAGAUCCAGCUUCAUCAAGAGCUGAAAGCUGACAUCAACAGACGGCACGAGUCUUACAAAAGCAUAAAACAUCCUGAAACGUUUACCUGAAAGUACGUCUGAAUGAUAACAUCAGGAGCAAAGACGAGGACGGAUUCAGUCAAUAAAGUUUAGUUUCUCCGUCUCAAACCAAAAUGAAUCGUUGGUUUCAUUUAAUUUCAACCAACAUCUUUCUCGUAGUUUAUUUAACCAAUUAGUUUUUGUGCCUAAACUGAACUUUAACCAUAGAAGAAAACACUCAGAAUGGUCGUUCUGGACAGCAGAGACGUACCUGACGACUCUUUUUGUCUUUUAGUUUGAAGGAUCAUCAGGCUCUGAUAAAAGUAUUGUUUCGGUAUCAGAACUGAAGCUCAAGUAUUAUAUUGGUUCUGGUAUAGAAACAUCGCUGCAGUAUUCUUUUUUAAUACAUUUUUAAACUUUCUCCCUGUAAUGGAUUUUUUUUUAAAUUUCAUGAGCGAGUGAAACGUUGGGUUUUCUCAUCAUCUCAGACUAAUAGAGACCUUGGGUGCACUGAGAAAGAAAAAGAGGGAAGAAGGAGGACAAAAUAGACGGAGGCGGAGAGGAAAAAGAAAAUUGAAACCUUAAUAAUACAGUUUAUAUUCGGCCGGGACAAAUCGACGUCUGGAUGGUUUUCCACUGUGGUAGCGAGCUGUGUGUGUGUGUGUGUGUGUUUGUGUGUGUGUGUGUGUGUGUUUGUGUGUGUGUGUGUGUGUGUGUGUGUG
Molecule: messenger RNA, 9919 nt
Organism: Thunnus maccoyii (southern bluefin tuna)
Lineage: Eukaryota; Metazoa; Chordata; Actinopteri; Scombriformes; Scombridae
Gene: plxna3
Product: plexin A3
Exons: 32
Coding region: 87-4310 (1407 amino acids)
Biological process (GO): regulation of cell migration; negative regulation of cell adhesion; semaphorin-plexin signaling pathway involved in axon guidance
Cellular component (GO): semaphorin receptor complex
Molecular function (GO): protein binding; semaphorin receptor activity
Source: RefSeq, a predicted model, not a curated record